This is a messenger RNA of Aspergillus uvarum CBS 121591, 3217 nucleotides long. RefSeq names its product annexin ANXC4 (gene anxc4). The record is from RefSeq and is a predicted model, not a curated record. Lineage: Eukaryota; Fungi; Ascomycota; Eurotiomycetes; Eurotiales; Aspergillaceae. Gene Ontology annotation, cellular component: cytoplasm. The transcript has 2 exons. The coding region runs from base 303 to 2930 and encodes 875 amino acids. Gene Ontology annotation, molecular function: calcium ion binding; calcium-dependent phospholipid binding.
CACUGUCACCUAGUCUUACCUACAUUUACCUAAUCUCUCUUCUGAGUCUACUGCCCUUUUGCCUCUUCGAUCUGGUCCCCCGUUCCUGUCAUCAUAUCUGCCCUUCCCAGUCGUUAAUUCCUCGGUGCUCCACACUAGACGAUCGCACUUUUGAGACUCCGCCUAUCGACUGGUACUUCACUUGUUCGCACUUUGGUCUGCUAUUUUGACCUUCUACCCUUUACUCUCAAGCCUGGAGGGACUCUUCUUCGCAAGCACUGAUCUCUAAUCACCGUCGCCACCGGUUCCUAGCUUCCUCAUCCAUGUCACUGCAGGUGGGCGACCCACGGUCGCGAGGCCGUUCCAAGUCUCCAGGCGGCCGUAUCCGCGAUCGUUCCAAAUCUCGCGACAGUCGACGGCCUCCGACCCUUGACCGCAAUUAUUUGUCUUCCGCUCCGGCGGAUGGGAAGUUAAGGGCCAGAUCCAGGAGCAGAGGUGCUGCGCCAGGUGACUCCUACCGGUUCAAUUCUCGUUAUGGCCGCUCUGAUAGCCGGGAUCCUUACUUAGGCAUCGAGCACGGUCGAGACUACUACUACCAAUCUGACUCGGGCGAAAGCAAAGGUGCAAAGCGCGACAGUAGAUAUUCCUCUUCCGCCCAUCGCCGCGAUGCGCGCUACGAGAGUUACUCGGAAAACUCGUACUCGGACUCGGAGGAUGAUGCGCUUGCUUACGGUGACCUUCCUGAUGAUGACCUGGAGCGAAGUUAUUACGGCUACAAAGGCACAAGUCGCACUGCGUCACCGCGCCAUGGUGGUGCUAUGAUGUCCGGUGCACUCAAUCCGGGUGUACCCCCAGGUGGUGCGUCAUCACGCUCUGGGGAUGGCAUCGAAGAGCAGGUUCCUAGUAGUCACCCUAGCUAUGCCAGACCCGACCCUUUCAAAUAUGCUGCGCAAUCUCAGCAUCCUCACGCUCAACCUUCACAUUACAGUGAUCCUCCUCUUGCUUCAUCUACUGUACCAUCUACAUGGGCACCGAUACCUGAGUGUGAGCGCCCGGGGUUUGUACCUCCAUUACCUCAGAGGCCCAAUCAAGCAAUGCCUGGUGCAUUCCCAGCCGGGUCUACUCAGCCUGAGAUGCCUGCCACAACCGCUGCAGCCCCAAUGCCCACGUACAGAUAUGUCGAUCCAGGCUCGACACAGAACCCUUAUGCACCGCAGAAUGGUCGUCCGCUGUCGGUGUCUGCUGCCAAUACAUACGCAGCUGGAGUGGGCUCUUCAGCCCAUCAACGCUCCGCAUCAAGUGAUGCGGCAGUUAAGCCUUCAUAUGCUGCUCCAACCCCGUUUCAAUAUGCACAAGUUGAUCCCAACGUGAAAUACUCAUCCAAAAGUGCCGCGCAAAAUGCUACUAAGCCGGUCACGUAUUCCGCGGCGCCUCAAUACUCGAAGAGCGGCGGUACACAGGCGAAUGAUCCGCCCUAUAGUGGGGUCAAAUAUACGGCUGCUCCUCAACCUCCUAAAACUCCAACCAGUCGUCAGGAAAGCGGUCCGCAGUACGUGGAGAUUGCGCCUGGGAACCGAAGUGCUGGCCGACCUCAUAGCCACUCCGUAUCAUCGGCCCAUAAUCUCACAGUUGCUGGCCCUGAUCCAACCCAACGACCGGCCAGCCCGCUCCAGGAGCCGUACAAAGGGACUUACCAAAGUAUAUCGCCGAUGCCAUCACCUAUCGUCAUUUCGUCACGGUACGAUGAUGGCGUCUCAGACCUAGAGCUAGUGGGCACUAGUUCAGAUGAGGGAAAGAGAGAACACAGACGCAAGAAGAGUAAGGACGAGAAGGAGUUGAAACUCGAUCGUGUGAAACGGGAGAGUAGCCGAGUACGGCACGAGCGACAUGGGUCCACCGGACCUGACGCUCUCGUCGUGAUAGCCCCUAGUAGCGGUCGAAAACGUGUUACCUUCUACGAUGCGGGGCCCGAUGCCCUAGCCUUGCAACAGGCUCUAUCACACACGCGACAUGUCGACAAUAAGACAUUGAUCAAAGUGCUGCCACACUUGACAAGCGAUGAAAUUCUGGAUCUGCGCAAGGAGUACAAGAAGCACGUCAAAGUCCACGGAAAGGGAGUGAACCUGGCGAAACACGUCAGACUGACUCUGGGCAACAGCACUUUUGGUAAAGUAUGCUAUGCUACUGCUUUGGGGCGUUGGGAGUCCGAGGCCUAUUGGGCAAAUUGCUACUACCAGUCAAGUACAUCUCGGCGUGAACUCUUGAUUGAGUCUCUCUUCGGUCGGACAAAUGGCGAAAUCAGUGAGAUCAAAGAAUGCUUUCGGGAUUCACGGUACUCGGAUAGCCUGGAAAAGUGUAUGAAAGCCGAACUCAAGGCAGAUAAGUUCCGGUUGGCAGUCCUGCUUGCUCUCGAAGAGACUCGACAGAGCGAUCGAGAUCCACUUGAUCCAGAACUUGUUGAGCGAGAUGUGCACGAGUUACAUCGCGCUUUGGUUUCGCGCCAUGGGGGUGAGACGGCGAUGAUCUAUAUCAUCGUCCGGCGAAGCGAUCCUCAUCUUCGAGAAGUGCUACGCGCUUACGAGAAGGUUUACCAGCGCAAUUUCGCUCGAGCCAUGAUGGAAAAGUCGCAAAAUCUCGUCGGUGAGACACUUGCACAUAUACUGAACGGGGCAAUCAAUCGGCCCAUGCGUGAUGCUCUACUUCUACACCAAGCACUACGCGAGUCACGUACAGGUAAGGAGCGGUCCGAGCUCCUCAUCUCACGACUGGUCCGGCUUCACUGGGAGCCACGGCACUUGGAAAAGGUCAAGAACGAGUUCCGGCAGCGGUACCGCGAGCGGCUGGAAGACGCCAUUGCGGAAGAAGUAUUGGCAAGUAGUGGAGGUAGCGAAUGGGGCGAAUUUUGUAUCGAGCUAGCUCGCAGCUCCAAGACUCUUGUUGGCCGCGGUUGAAAUUUUGGGUGGCUUGGGGAAGGUUGCUCGUUGGAUUGUUCUUGUUUCUUCCCGGAAGGGACAGUAGAUACUAGUUCCCUUACUUUUGACGUGUGAUGAAUGAUGAUUAUAUGAUGAUGAUGAUGAUGAUGAUGAUGAUACUCUAGCUGGUGUAUCCUCACUCAGGCAUCUAAUAAUGGAGACCCUGUGCUCAUUGGCAAUGUCUUCAAGACAGAUGUUGAGAUGAUGUUUCGUUGCGCAUGGAUACGUGGACUAAGUGACAGCUAUGGGUGCGACGGCAGACACGG